Molecule: messenger RNA, 1527 nt
Organism: Microtus ochrogaster (prairie vole)
Lineage: Eukaryota; Metazoa; Chordata; Mammalia; Rodentia; Cricetidae
Gene: Mrps30
Product: mitochondrial ribosomal protein S30
Biological process (GO): translation
Cellular component (GO): ribosome; mitochondrion; mitochondrial large ribosomal subunit
Molecular function (GO): structural constituent of ribosome
Source: RefSeq, a predicted model, not a curated record
ACUUCCGGAGCAAGGUGAUUGGCUGCAAACUAAGCCACGCAGCACAGCACAAACCCACUGAGCAUCCACCUCCAAGAAGCGAUUGGUCCCUACGGCAAGCGGACAGGAACAAUUCCUGAAAGUUGACCUCGGCUUCCGGGUUCGCGGACAAAGAUGGCGGCGGCCAGGUGCUGGAAGUUGGUGCCCCGCCGGGGAUUGUCUCUCCACGCCGCCGCUGAGGCCUCCGCCUCGGCCACCAAGGUGAGCGACCCAGAGGUCAUGGCGACGCCCGUGGCGCGGUACCCGCCGAUCGUGGCUUCCAUGACCGCCGACAGCCAGGCGGCGCGGCUGCGGCGGGUGCAGCGCUGGCAGGCGGCGGCGCACGCGGCCCCGACCGUAGACGAGAAGAUACGAAUUCUCACCAAGAUGCAGUUCAAGAAGUACAUGGUGUAUCCUCAGACCUUCGCCCUGAACGCCGAUCGCUGGUACCAGGGCUUCACCAAGACGGUGUUCCUUUCGGGCUUGCCGCCCGCGCCCGCCCCCGCGCCGUCCCCGCCCUCGCUCGACCUGGCGGGCCUGCGUGCCGCCGUGUGCGACUGCAUCUUGCAGGAGCAUGUCUACCUGCAGCGGCGCCGGCGCCGGCCACUCUUCGACCACCGCCGGGCCCUCUCCUCUCCCGUCCUGGACCAGCUGGUGGGGACUCUCGUGAACCUGCUCUCCCCAAUCAACCCUGUCCUGACCACCGCCGCCCUAGAUUAUAAGCGCCCUGUUGACUUUUACUGGCAGCGAGGUGAAGAGCGCAUUCCUGCUGGUCAUCGGAAAGGUCGCAUUGAUGCUUUACGAUACCAAAUAAAUGACAAGCCACACAACCAGAUCCGAAUAUCUAAGCAACUCCCGGAGUUUGUGCCACUGGACUAUUCCAUUCCUGCAGAAAUCCCGGUUAUGAAAUGCAAGCCAGACAAGCUUCCAUUAUUCAAACGGCAAUAUGAAAACACCAUAUUUACAGGUUCAAAAACAGCAGAUCCACGCUGUUACGGUCACACCCAGUUUCAUCUGUUACCUGAUCGUUUAAAUAGAGAAAAGCUGAUAAAACAGAACCGAGCUGAGCAGGUGGAAGUUGUUUUUAGAGCUAAUGCCCUUGCGAGUCUUUUCGCAUGGACUGGCGCUCAAGCUGUGUACCAAGGAUUCUGGAGCGAAGCAGAUGUUACUCGACCUUUUGUCUCCCAGGCCGUGAUCACAGACGGAAAAUAUUUUUCUUUUUUCUGCUACCAGUUAAAUACUUUGGCACUGACUGUACAGGCUGAUCAAAAUAACCCUCGUAAAAACAUCUGCUGGGGGACACAGAGUAAGCCUCUGUAUGAGACCGUGGAAGAUAACGAUGUGAAAGGCUUUGAUGAUGAUGUUCUCCUGCAGAUAGUUGACUUUCUUCUAAAUAAACCGACAGAAGACAGAACACAGCUGUCGGGAAGCCAGGAGAAAGGACUUGAUCCGGGACAUUGAGGAUGUGUAAAUUUCACCAGAGAAAUAAUAAAAUCAUUUAUGGAUUCU